This is a messenger RNA of Apiotrichum porosum, 1650 nucleotides long. RefSeq lists its product as uncharacterized. The transcript is spliced from 3 exons. Lineage: Eukaryota; Fungi; Basidiomycota; Tremellomycetes; Trichosporonales; Trichosporonaceae. The record is from RefSeq and is a predicted model, not a curated record. Bases 1 to 1650 code for a protein of 549 amino acids.
AUGGCUACCACAGAAUCCCCUUCAUCUUCAUCGUUCGCCAUGCGCUUCUUUGGCAGCUCAAAAGCCAACUCCCGGCCGUCAUCUCGCCCCGCUUCGCCGGCAAGGCAGAAGAACAUUACGUGCCGGAUCAACGUCGACUCCUAUGGUUGCUUCAUGAUGCACCGCAACCGCGUCGACGAGCAGUCACUCGGCACCAGCACCUCUGUCGCACCCAUGUUCCAUGACCGCGAGAUCAGUGGCGUGCUCGAGGUGGAGGUCCCCAGAGGCAUGGGUCGGCGUCGGUGUCGAUCCAUCAAGUUGACCAUGAGGAGCGUGUGUCGGCUCAACAUGGGCGACAAGCGGGGCUGGGAAAAGGACGUCCUGUUCAACCGAGGCAUCGAGGUGAAAGGUGCAAUCAUUCUCGAGGAAGGCGUACAGAGGUUUAGCUUCGCCAUUGUCGUACCCUACUCAUUGGCGCCAUACGACGUCACCCCGCUCGGCGACGUGAGGAGCGACCUCAUUGCCGAGCUGGUAGGCUUGGGAGUCACGUCUGUCGAUGCGCCAUUGUCAUGUAACGACAACCCCGACCUCCCACCCGAGGACAAGAUCUUGAAGAACAUGACCGUCAGCUGGAGCGAGCCUGUCGCUGCCACUGGCGAGGAAGUGCCUUGGCUGCGUGGUUCAGUCACCCAGACGCGCAGCAUUGGUUUGAUAUACAACCCGGACCCGAACAAUGGCGUCAACGCCCUCGAUGACAACGCGCGUACCGCCAUUGACGGCUUGGGCCCCAUGGAGCUCCGGUACUUGUCUGAUGUGUGGACUGUCUCGGCUGUCCUGAAGACGAACGCUGUGUUCCCCGACCCCUCGCCAGGCGUAACACUCUUCUACGCGGCUGUCUAUCUGGAGCAAAAGGCAACAAUCACAUCGCCACGCGACCCAAAGCCGACCGAGCCAAUCUCGUCAACCACGCCGUUCCUCGUCUGGCAGCAGGGCACAAAACCCGCUCCUGGAGGCAGGCUGGGGCGGGACACGCCUGCUCUCUGGCGUGGAAAGGAGGCAGGAGGAAAGGACGAGGGCUUCAUUCGCAUCACGGGUAUUGGCCGAUUGCCAAAUGACCACACCGGUCGCCCAUCCACUCUUGAAGGUAUCGUCACCCCGAUACACGUAUCGCACCAGCUCGUCUUCCACAUCUGGUACGCAGUGGCAGGCGAGGAUGUGCGCGGUAACAAGCUUCCGCCCAACGUCCAAAACCGCACUGGUUCCCUCCGUCUCAUGAAGCACCACAUCAACACCAUCAUCCCGUCGUGUUGCUGCAUCCCCGAGCACCUUUCAUUGCCGACUUAUGACUCAUUGAACGUCCACGACCUCGGCCCAUGUGCCUUGUGCAAGACUCCCUUCAAUGAGCAGGCUUGCCCCACUUGCGUCACAACCUUCCCCCACGCGCGCCACGACCACGAUCCGAGGAUGGUCGGCAACCUCAACGGCAACUGUCCAGUCUGUGAACUUCGCUUCACUUCGACAAUUGACGACUGCAACGAGUGGAAGAACUGUGCAUGCGGCUUUAGCUGCCAGUCGCUCGAGGACAGAAUGCAGAGCGUCUUGACGGACGACCUGCCGCCUUUCCUCACCCGACCGUGCACCCCGCCACCCAAGGAGGCACCGGCGUGGUAA